GCGAGCCCUCCCCUCCUGUUUCUCUCCGCCUGGAAAGAUGGCUGCUCCGGUGGUGGUGAGAAGCUCCGGCCCGGCGCUCUGCCCGAGCUUCGCGGAGGUCUGUUCGUUUCUGGAGCGAUACGGAGCGGUGCUGGAUCUGCCCGAGAUGACUUUCCCGCAGAUGGAGAGGUAUCUGCGGGACACAACGACAGUUCCUAAACCUCUUGUGGAGCUCCACGUGAAGCUGCUCAGAAAACUGGGGAGAUCUGUGACUGCUGACCGCUGGGAAAAAUACCUGGCUAAGGUUUGCCAGGAGUUGAACAGUACCUGGGCAUGGGAGCUGGAGCAGAAGGGCUACCAGGAGAUGUCCAUGGAGUGCAAGUCAUGCAUCCUCAAAUAUCUCUGCGAGUGCCAGUUUGAUGACAACUUAAAGUUCAAGAUGGCGAUUAAUGAGGAGGACCCUGAGAAGAUGCGUCUGCAGCCUAUAGGUCGAGACCAGCAGGGCCUGAUGUACUGGCUUCAGCUGGACCAGGAGCAGAACAUCCGACUGUACACAGAGGAACAGGACGAUCUGGACGGAUCUACCUGGAAGUGCAUUGUUAGGACUCGCAACGACCUGGCUGAGGCUCUGGAACUGCUGAAGGCCCAAGUUGAACCAAAACAGAAUCAGGACCAGGACCAGAACGAGAACCAGAAUCAGGCUGGAUCCAGGAGUGCCAGUCCCACAGAGAAAGAUGCAGGGGAUGAGGCCAUUGGAAGCACCAAGCCUGAACCCUCCAAGACCACAGAGAAACACGCUGAUAGUGAGAAGGCUGAGCCUGUAAAGGAAGAGGGACCCCUAUUACAAGCGAUAAAGCAGGAGGAGACGCAGCCUACCAAGCAGGAAAACACUGUGGCUAAGGUGAAAAUAGAGAGGAUGGACCACAAAUCAUUGGCUGUCUUUAAUAACCGUGUGAGCACGAUCACCACCGUCAUCAAAUCAGAAUCCAGGGAUGCUGACAUUCCCAAAAACGCUGUCUCUGUCGUCAUGGCACCAGGUGCAACUGUAACAAAACAGGAAAUGAACAAGGAGGAGGAAGCUGAACGGGCAGUCGUCAGGAGCAACCAGCAAGCCAAGAUACCACUGAAAAAGAGGGAGCUUAAGAUUGCUGAGAGCUACCACAGCAACCACCUUAACAACAGUACCAGCAGUAGUAUUAUUGUCUGUAACCCUUCAGUGAUCCAGACCAAGGACAGUCAUGGAAAAGAGGGGAAGUUGACGAGCCCGUUAGCGCCACCUGGAGGUCCAUCUGCCUCACAACCACAGCAGCAACUAGUGGUCACUGCAUCGAGGCAAGAAUUGAGCAACGGGAGACCAUCUCUCCCAUUGCCGCACAAAGAGGGACAAAACGGAGUCAUAGGAGUUAUAGGUCAAGUCGGUGUUGUAGGUCAUGUAGGGGUCAUCCGUAGCCCAUCUGAGCGUCACAGAGCCCCCAGUGCUGAGCACCAGGAACAAAAUGGGCCCAGUUUAGACCACUGGGGUUCCAGGGCUGUGGAGGAAGAGAGGGAGAUGAGCCGGCAAUCAGUGCUGGUAAGGAAGGGGCCGGUUGAAGGGGAGACUGCAGCAACAGCUGCCAUUGCUCAUCUUCCUCCUGCGGCAAUGGAGGCUCAAACAGCUAGAAAACUACCUUUGUCAUCUUUAAAAUCUGACCCACUCCCUGAAACUUCAGAGAAAAAAGUGGAUUCUGUUAAUGUGUCUUCACUGUCACAGACCACAGAGGACCUCAAAAGACAGACAGCAGAAGACCAGAGUAAAAAAAUAACAGAGGAGCAGUUAGACAGGGGGACAAAAACUGGGCACAGCAGUCGUCAACAGAAGGAUGAGAACGUGGAUGAAAAGGAGGAGAGGAGAAGAGAAGUGUCUGGGCACCCCAUGGCAGAAGAAGGAAGCAAAGAUGACCAUGAAAAGAGUAAAAGCACUUCAGGAAAGUUGGAGGCAGAAUCAGGGAGCACUGCUCCAUUUCAAAAAGCAGACCAGCAGGGAGAUGGGGUCAAUGGUAGGUCGACUGCCCAGGUUAGGGGGAAGGACACUGGGCUUGGAUCAGGGGAGAGGCAGGGUCCCCUGGAGGAAGCUUCCUCUGAGCUCCAAAAAGAAGGAAUCAGGUUAAAGAUCAAGAUUCCUCCGCACCGCAGAAACAAGUUAAGGGGGAAAGGGGGAAUGGAGGAGGAGAAAGAGAGGGAGCAGGAGGUGCACGAGGAAGGGAGGCCGCUGAGGAGAUCUGCAAGGAUUUGCAGAUCAUCUGCUUUGCCAACCUGCAGGCCGAGCUCAAAGGUGGCUGAGAGCCAGAGAAAGAAACCACAAAAAAAACAGGCACUGCCUACCAGAACGAGAGAAGAAGAGGAGGAGGAGGGAGAAGAAGAAGAUGAAGGGGAGCAGAGCUCAACUACAAAGAAAGACAGAAAAACAGAACUUGUCAGGCAAAUUAGGAAACAGAGGGGUAAACGGAGGCAUCGACGGCCCCGAUGGUCCAACAUUCGUGCCAAGAGACGCAAAUUGAAUGAGGGAGAGGAGGUGGAGGACAGAGGCAGGAAACGAGCAGAGGGGGAGAGCGAAGGAGGGAGCGACUCAGAAGAAUCUUGUAAAUCAGAGGAGAUUCCCAGUGAGGAUGCCUGCAGUCACUGUGGCCUGCCCAACCACCCUGAACUGAUCCUGCUCUGUGACUCUUGUGAUAGUGGAUACCACACUGCCUGCCUGCGGCCACCACUCAUGUUGAUUCCUGAUGGAGAGUGGUUCUGCCCACCCUGCCAACAUAAGCUGCUGUGUGAGAAACUGGAGGAGCAGCUGCAGAACCUGGACAGUGCUCUGAAGAAAAGAGAGAGAGCAGAGAGGAGGAGGGAACGGCUGGUGUACGUGGGAAUCAGUGUGGAGAACAUAAUACCUGAGGGAGAUGAGGGGGAAGAGGAGUCAGCAAAGUCGACAAAAAAGAAAGAUCCUAAAAAGAGCAAAAAUCUGGGGAGGAGAUCAACCAGAACCAGGAAGCACAUCAGCUACAGAUUUGAUGACUUUGACGAUGCCAUUGAUGAAGCUAUAGAGGAGGACAUCAGAGACCUCUGUGGAGCAGGUCGAGGCAGAGACAUCAACACUAUCCUGUCAGAGGAAGGAAAGGAGAGCCAGCGGCCAAUCAGAAGCCAGGCUCCUUCGGCCAGGAACAGGAAGAAGAGGAGACUGAAUGACCUGGAGAGUGACAGCACAGCAGCAGAAAGUGAAGACGAGUUCAUGCUCAGCAACAGCUCAGAGGAUGAAGACUUUGGUGCGUCAGGGGCUGAUGAUGACGAGGAUGAAGAUGAAGAUGCGGGCAGCGACAUGGGCAGCUUGGACAGUGGGACCCGCCCCAGACGGGCAGUGAGAGGCGUACCUAAGCACCGACCCAGCAGGCCCCAACGCAGGGGCAGGAAACGGCUGAGACGGCGGCGGAGGCGCUCAGAGGAGGAGGAGGAGGAAGACAGUGAUGAAGAAAUGGGCUCGGAUCAGUUCAGCGACAUGACUGACAGUGAAACUGACAAAAAAAGGCGGGGUCUGAGACGUGGCCAGCGCCAGCAGGUGAACUACUGCGAGACGUCUGAAUCAUCUGACAACUCCCGGGCCUCCGCCAAGAGGAUUAAGGUUAAACCCCGUGGCAGACCACGCAAGGAGCAUCUCUCGAGUGACUACAGCAAUGUGUCGCCUUCCUCCAGAGAGUCAGAGGAGGAUGAUGAUUAUGAAGAUGAAGAGGAAGAUGACCAGAGAAGACGAGUGAACAGGAGGAGAAGAGAGGAGGAACAUCUCCGGGGACGCAGAACGAGAGAGAAGGGGAAGAGAUAUGAACAUGACGAGGAUGACGAGGAUGACAGAGAGAGAGGGAGGCGGCUGAGACGGAAAUUAUCAGAGAAGGAGAAGGACAAAGACAAGUGGAGGAGGUUAAGGAGGACAGAAAGAGAAGAGGAAGACUUGGAGAAGAUGGGCAGGGGGAAGAGGAGAGAGAUACUGUCACAGCAGCGACGCAAACGGCUCGCUCAGAUGCUGAAAAAAAGGCGACCUUCAACGGAUGAUGAGGAUGAGGAAGAAUCAGAGGAAUCAGAGUCAUCAUCGGAAGAGGAUCGUCCAGUCCGUAAAAGACUCAACCGCAUCGACUCUGAUGAUGAUGAAGAGGAAGACGAGGAGGAGGCGGAUGACGAGGAGGGAAGGCAGAAGACGACGACGAUGAAGAAGUGUUCAGGCGGGGAGAGGAGGGCCGACAGUGACACUCAGGAAAAGGGGAGAGGCCGUAGCCUGUCUCCAUCAAACGGACAUCGGACCUCCAGAGGCCCGGCGAAGCCUGGGGCUGGAAGUCCCGCUGUGCCCAGGGACAGUGCAGGAUCAGGCAGGCAGGGCAGGCACAAUGGCCCCUUACAUCCAGAGGAGGAGGAAGAGGAGGAAGAGGAGGAGGAGGGCCAGACAGACUCAUUAAACUCUGUCCAGAACAGUCCACAGUCAUGAUGGCUGUGUUUGUGUGAAUAACGCUCGCUUCUUUGUUUUUUGUUUUAACUGUCAGGCCUUUUACCCACAAACCACCUUUGAAACUGGAUAUCUCUCUCCCUCCACCUCUUCCCCUUCUUACUCUCCUGUCUUGCUCUUCCUCCUCGCUGUUGUAUUGUGUUAGAGUGCUCUCCACUGUCACAUAAUGUAAUUCACAACACAAGCUCAUGACAUUUUCACUCGUCGUCACUUCUGGAAUGUUAACAGCCGGCCGGCCGGACCAAAGGCAUCUUUGCACCAGGACUGGCAGCACUUCAUGUUUCAAUGGAUGCACUCACACACAGCCAGAGGUCAUUGUGUUCCCUGAACUCUGGAGUUACAGACAUCUCUGUGGUGGGUCCAUGUGGCAGGAUGAUAGUUAUGAUAGAUGAGGGUUCAUCCCAUUUGGGGCGGGUUGAAGUGGUCACAGGAGUCUGUUUGUAGUGUACCUCAACCUAAAGCACUUCAUCAUUCUCAUAGCACUUAAUAACCCACCGCCAAGGAGAGUGUCAGUGUUGAAUCGAACACUUUGGAUCCUGUGACCUGAUGGUUUGAGAGACCAGACCUCCCCAUAAUAAAAGCACAGUUCUUACUUACCUCUACUCUUAUCUACCAGUCCGGGUUUUGAGAUUUCUUAGAUUUUUUCCUCCACCUGAAUACAAUGGUCCUCACAAUAGUGUUUUCAUUGCUGUGGUGCUGUACUGGAAAAAUAGUAGCCUAAGGGGUUAAGGGGUAUAUCACAACCACAACAGGGGCAUAUGUUGCAUGUCAUACCUCUCUUUCUCUCCCCAUGUUUCUUGUCUCUCUCUAUUAAAAUAAAAGACAAAAAAAUAAUCUAAAAAAAACUGUUAACUCUAAGUUAGAGUUAACAGUUUUGAAGUGCCAUUUUUUUUCAGUACAGUGAUCACCACAAAUUAAAAAAAGGAUUCGCGUCCAUUGUGUUGGGGGUGGUGUCAGAAAUCUCAGACAGAUGAAUCAAACCUGGCAUAAAUUAAACCAAAACUAUCUGCAUGGCUGGAUACUAUUAAAGAAAUACUUUACCUACAAAAUGGUCAUUUGUAAAUCAGUCAUGUUGUGUUACCUUGAAUUUUGUGAGAGAAACUUUCUUGUAUGCCUCCACGGAAAACGGUAAACAUAUUGACUUGUUGAUUGAUUGGGAACCACAUUUAACAACAGCAAUAAUGUAUCAAAACAUCUGUUUACAAACUCUCACACAACUUGUGCAGUAUAAUCCAAAUCUUAUUUAACCAGUCCUAUGCUCAGUACUUCCCAAAUACAUGGAUUUUCUCUAAAACCUUUUGAUUCAAGACUGAACUGAAAGUGAAUUUAUGCUCGCUUCAAAGCCAGACUGCAUUGACAAAAACAGUAAUUUUACCUUGCUGAACACAGGAGCUGCUGGUCUACCACUGCCUCUGUCAGUUAGUUUGUUUGUAUUGUGUGACUUUAGUGUGUUUAAGGGUUAGUUCAAAUUCAGUAACUGUAACACAAACAAACUGACAGAGGCAGUGGUAGACCAGCAGCUCCUGCGUCCAGCUAGGUAAAAUUACUAGUUUUGUUAAUGGAGUCUGGCUUUGAAGCAAGCAUGGUUAAGUUUCACGUUCAGUUCAGUACCCCCUCCGAAAGAGCUGCCUGUCUGGGAAAUAAUGAGCAUAUGACUGGAUGAAUGAGACUUCAAUUACACUGCGCAAAUUGUGUGAGAGUUUGUAGACUGAUGUCUUGAUAUAGUUUUGCUGUUGUUAAAUGUGGACCCCAAUCAAUCAAAUACAGUCAAUAUGUUUUUCUGUUUCUGCGGAGGCAUGUGGAAAAAAAAAACAAAGUUUUCUCCAGGAAUUCAAGGAGGUAACAUGGUAUGACUAACUGAUGUACAAAUAUUCAUUCUGUGGGUGAAGUAUUCCUUUAAGAAAAAAUAAGUAGGUAAGAAAAUGUUUUUUUUAGUAAUUUGGCUGAAUCGACUCUUGAGACGAGAUGCUUCUCCGCCAUCCUGGGCAAAUCGUGAUCCAAUAAAACAAAUAAUGUAGAGCAGCCAGUGACAGCCUUUUUACAUGGAUAUGACAGUGAUGAUCAGCUCAACAUGCUAACUACUGAGGUAGUUUAACUGAACCAGCUCCUCCUCCCUGUUAAUGGUGCAUUCAAGUGCACCUCAACAACUCGUACAGUCUACACAGUGCUUAAUACCAGUGGUAAACUCCAUGACACUAGAGUUUACUCUAUAAAUUAUGUUUGCCUUAAAUGAAGGACACUUUUUAUCAGAAACACCAAACCUUCUCUGCCUGCAGCCUCUCAGCUGUGAAGACUUAACUCCCUUGUAAUGUGCAAUUUUCCAGAUGGCUACCAAGGUGUAGAUGCAGCAUGUUAGUAAUGAACGCUAAAUACAGUGACUUAAUGUUAUUCAAAUUGAUAAGGAUCACCUGAACAGAUUUUGGAAAACUGACCCCCAGGCAGUUUAUGAUGGAUUGGUUCAAUUUGUGAUCCUGUUAACUGCAAAGAAUUCAGUAGUUAUGUCUUCAGAUUUAGGAAUAUCUGAUCUAUAAAUAUAGACUUUGAAGCAUCCACACUGUCAUUCAAACUUAGUUUUCCAGUUACCUAACUGGGGUUAGAUCAUGAAACUCAAACUUUUGGAAGAUGUAAAGAAAAUCAACAGUAACAUGUAGAAUCCUAAUUCAUUUGAUGUUUAGAGCUGAACAAGGUUCUGUCCGACAGCCAAAGUGUUCGGUUUCAGACUGGUCACUCAUUGGGUCCAUAUGUUCACAGGACCUUGGCUCGGUGGGUCCAUGUUUGCUGUACAUACUCUGCCUGUACGCUGUUCUUUGUAAGAUAAUAGAUGUUCUGAUCUCUUAGUCCUCUUGUAAAAUAUAGUGUUAUAUUUUCUAUAUGAAGGAGCAGAGGAGAGAUGCUGCUGUGAGUGAUGUGUGGAUCGAUAAGGUUUCAACUGCGAGUUCAUCAACGGUUUGCUUGUUUUGUUUGAGAUUCUGCGGCCGUUGACUGUGUGAAAUAAGACCAGCGUGGAGCCCGUUCACCAGGGGAAAUGUCACAGGAUUGUUGCAAAGAGCUGGAUACUGCUUACUUUUAGCCCUGUGUUGUACAUCUUUGAAGGUUUUCAACAUUUCAGGAGGAGGGAACAAAGCUUUAUUUACUGAUCACACUCAAACAACUUUGUUUUCUCUACCAGUCAUCUUAGCUUCUGAAUAACCAUCACUGAAGGGAUUUACACAGUUUUAUCUGGUAUAAUAGUGGCAGAUAAAUUUUGGGGUUGACUGUGGUCUCUUUGUUUGGCAUAAUGGAAGAAUUCCUUCAACUUCAUGCAGUCAAAUCACUGUUUAGGCUUUAAAUGACUUUUAUCCUGCUGUGAGCUGUUAAUGGGAAGAGGCUAGCCUGGUUUAACUCUGAAUACCAUGUUGCUCCCCCUAACCCUGAAUUUCUAAUGAUUUCCCCUUUUAAAUGCAGAAUGUUAGAUUUAAAAGUUACUGAUGACCGGAGGUGUGAACUCGAGUCACAAUGCUUAGACUUGAGUCAGGCAUGAAUCACAAAUUUGAUGACUUUAACAAAAUCAGAAAAGACUUGGAACUUUGACUUUUAACAACAACGACUCUUGAUUCACAUCCGAUGUGCUCGUGCUUUAUUUUCCUUGCCUCUUUAUUUUCAAAACCACCUGGUUGUCUCUCCUAAUGAGCCUCACACUGCAUGAGAGUAUAAUAUAAUGAGCCCUGGUUCCAAACAGAGAACAAAGGCAAUCAGCUGAAGUCACCAAAAACAUUUCAACUAGUAUUAUAUUUGAAUUGGCCUUCAUCCAAGUCAUGGAGUUCACUUUCUUUUCAACUUUGAAGCUUUUGAGGUGCAAUAAACACAUUUGUUUUCAGAAAACAAAACACACUUCUAGCAGUUCUAGCAUCUUCUUAAAUCUAGUCCGAGGCUUUUAAUAUUUCUUUAUUUUAAGAUGUCACAAAACACUACUGAAUAAUUCAUUUGAAAAACAUUAACUUUUAUACAGUAAAAACUUGUGUAUUCUGUGCACAGUUUAUGGUCACGUCGGGUGGGAAACAGUCUUUCAGGGUCAAACUUCCAGUAAAAGAGUAUUUUUUUAACAUCUGUGGGGAAAUGCUUCAGUCACUUGUCAGGGAACAUAAAAUGUAAAAAGAUUUUUUUAAA
Molecule: messenger RNA, 8638 nt
Organism: Epinephelus fuscoguttatus (brown-marbled grouper)
Lineage: Eukaryota; Metazoa; Chordata; Actinopteri; Perciformes; Serranidae
Gene: rsf1a
Product: remodeling and spacing factor 1a
Exons: 18
Coding region: 38-4474 (1478 amino acids)
Biological process (GO): regulation of DNA-templated transcription
Cellular component (GO): RSF complex
Source: RefSeq, a predicted model, not a curated record